AUGCCCAUAUUUGAUCGCAGUUGCCCUCUCAGAACGCCCCUUACAUUCGCCUUCGCCUUCGCAUACUGGCUUUUCCUUCGCGCUAGCCGUCUUCCGUCCAUCUCAUUCCUCGGACACUUCAUCAAAUCUUCAUGGCCAUAUCGGAUUUCUCUACAGGAUGUCCUCGCCAGACAGUGGAAUAUGCCAAACCACACCUCUGACGACAUCGAUUUCCUCCUCGGCCCUAAGCGCUUCAGAUACGCAUGGGAAUGCACCAGUCGACAUAUGUUCAAUGCGGCUCAAAUCACGCCGUUGAUGCUGUCCGCGAUGACGUUACUCGAGCAUAGUCCCAAUAUCGAGGACGUCCAAGACUACCUUCAUUACCUGGCUGAAGACGCAGGGCUCGCCAACCAGCUAUCGGUGUGUCUCGCUGAAGUCGGGCCAGCCAGCACAUCAGAUGCGAGCAUCUCUGCGGUGCAAAUGGCCACUUUCAUUUUACAGGAAAUCUUGGCCCAAGAGAUAGAAGACCCAGUCUAUCACGCCUACCGUGGUGUUUACAUAGACCUGAUCCUCGUGAUCGCCAGAUCAGACUCGCGUAUAAUCGCAGAAGAUACGCGAUAUGACCUCAUCGCGCGUCUCUGCCUCUGUCAUCUACGUUACUCUCUCCUUUACCUCGGUCAGCGUGCAUCCGAUCUAGAGCUCUUUUCACUCCCCGAAACCGAUGUAUCGCGCCACUUCUCUCAACAGGGCCAAUACCCGAUCAACUUCACGGAUCUGCAUCGCAGCACGCUACUCUUGAUGCUGAACUCGUGGCAGUACAAUAGGGUCGACGCGAGCUGGCGCAAUCCGACCAGUGCAGACUGGCAACAUGAUGCAAGCUCAUGCCUAGUUCCUCUGCACGAUAGUCAAUGCUGCAGAAUGCGUUAUGGGCCGCGAUCCCACGUUGCGGCGUGCAAUGCAUUGACGAUGAUAUCGCAUAUCCUAGAUGCGUCUGACGCGGAUAGAACUUACGUUCUCAACGGAGAUCUUCUCGAGCGCUUCUUCCGCUUACAGCGAGGAUUUCCGCUGGUAGACUGGCAGUUCUACCUCCCGAUGAGACGAAAGGCAGACCGCAAUCUUCCAGCCUCAGAGGAGUUCAUCUCUGUCAUACGCAAGGCGGGUUUGCAAGCAUGGUUGAAUCCAGGAAGCGAUCUCAGUACAGGCCCACCGGACGACCCUCAUCUUCGAUUCCUCACACGGACUUUCGAGGUGGGAAACGGAUUCACCGCCCGUUCAUUCACUCUUCUGGAUGUUAUACGAAGUUUGGCACAUCAUGUCGAUCUCACGAAGUCGGCCGGCGCGGUAUACACAAUGUCAACCGAUGUAUCAGCUCCUUGCGCCCAUGCUCACGGUGCUGAUCAUCGCGCGGGUGGCGCACAGACCAUACCUCACAGCUACGCGGGCAUGGACGCACCUGCACUCAAGGAUACGCGACCCGAACACGCGCUUAACGACGAGAAGGAGGUGCCUCCAGAGUAG
Peniophora sp. CBMAI 1063 is the source of this 1497-nucleotide messenger RNA. Lineage: Eukaryota; Fungi; Basidiomycota; Agaricomycetes; Russulales; Peniophoraceae. The record is from the annotation of a GenBank genome assembly.